AUUUUUAUUGACGUACAUGUACGUACUGGUCAAGUCUAAAAUAUGAUUAUUUGAUAUAAGGUAGCACAAAUCUGACCAUAAUCUAUCUUCAUGCAAGCGCUAUCAAUAACGUAUGAGGGGGCCUGUUGAUAUUUAUUGUUAUAUAUACACUGUAUAUAAUAGUGUGAUUUGCAUACUGUCAUGUAAAUUUGUGGUAUCUGAUUCUUCAAGAAACAUUUCUUCAAAACACCAUCACCUGCUGAAUAAUGAAGCAACACUUUCCAGCAUAGCUACAGCUAGCUGAUACUGUUUGACAACGGAUGAUAUUUUAAAAAUAUAUAUAUUAAUAUAUUGACUGUGAAGAGUUUAUGCGCACAAGGUUUACUGUUACGUGUAUUUGUAUGAAAUAUUCAGUUUAAUAUGAUAAAUUUGCAUGAAGUUUAGUUUAACGUUUAGAUUUCCACCCCUCGAAAACCAUUGCAACUUUACACACAACUGCAAUAUUUAUUUUAAAAAAAGGAGUUAGGGUUUUACGCAUGGUUAUGAGGUGAUAUCAGUUUUUUGAAAUGGUGGUAUUUCUAAAUGGCAAUAAUUAACGAAACGGGGCUUCUCACAGUUAUGCGUUUCCCUAAACUGAUUUUUCUAGGAAAAGAAUGCGAGUGUCUUGUAGAUAAAGUUUGUUUGAAUUGUGCAUAAUAAGGCGUUUAACAAAAGGCAUUAUAUACCAGUUAAUAACCAGUUUAUUACCAUAUAUUAAUGAAAAAAUCCUUUUAAAAUGGAGAUUGUCCAAACCAGAAAAUCUUAUUAUGUUGAGGAUUAGGGGCAAUUUUUUCAGCUGUUUGGGGUUCUUUUCAAUUUACAUUUUUUAUGGUAAAAAGUUAAGUUUAAAAAAAGGGGAACUUUGUGUUUGUGAAUAUGAAUAGGAGCGUAGAUGAGCAAUAUGUGUUUUUGAUUUUCAAUUACACUCAGCGGCAACAUGAGAAUUAAAUCGCAUUUUUUUUUAUAUUACAAAAACCUGAUUCUGGAACUCCUCUUACAUUUAACACAUUUUAAAUACCGAAUGGAAGCUGAAAAUCAACUCGCAAAAAAGUGGUGCUCAGUACACUUUGCCAUGUGCAGGGAGAAUAUAUUUUGCUUAACGGCGAGGAUCUCAAUUUAAAUGAUAUUAUAAACAAUGACAAAAUGACAGGAUUUGGGAAGUCGGUUUUUCACAGUUUGUUAACGUUUUAAAAAGUAGGAUACCUGAUGUCAUCAGAGUUUAAUUUUAAAAGGCUAUUAUGGGCACAUACUUUGACAGGUUUCUUCACCUGCUGCUCGAUUUUGUGGUGUAUGGUCAUUCAGCAUAAAAUGCAGGAGAUCCAACACAUCUGCCAGAUGGAGUUUAGAGAAAUAAAGAAAAGGCAAAAUCAUUAUGUGAGUUCAGUGAACAGCUUAGAAGCAGGGUUACAAAGUGUUAAACUAUCUGUAAACAGUCUGGCUGAGUCAGUAGCAGAGCAAAGGAAUCUAGUCAAAACGACAAUGGAAAGACAACUUCAAAUUAGCAGAGACCUGACAAGAUGUUCUGAAGAUUUGCUAAACCUUCAUGCAAAACAUCCAUCAUACCCACAAUCAUACGUUGAUAAGGCAAAAGAUGAACUGAAACAUCACUUUGAGGCCGAAAGAGGAAAGAUAUUUGAAAAUCUUUAUGAAGAAAAAAUACGCAAUUUACAUGAAAUAGUUGAAAUACAAUUUAUCAAAUAUAAAUCUCCCAAAGAAGUAAAAUAUAAUUCAUCUAACCAACAUUCAUCUGAAUCACAUUUGACAAAGAAUAUUCUGGUACCAAUAUUAAACGAUUUAAAGAGAUCUAUGAAGAAGUUGAUGAUGACGUCAAAAAGCACCUUGCACUAUUUGCACAGACUCUUACGUCAACAGGUCUCAGAAUUAGCAGAGGCAAGACUUUGGACUGUUAGACAAAUCCAGCAAAAGUUUAAACAUAAUGGAAAAGUUAUGGAUGCUUUGAAUGUACAUUUGAAAAGUAAUAAGAAAGGAAUAUUGUCUUUAAAUGAUACGAUUAACUCAUUGAAAAGCUUUUGUUUAUCUUAUCCAAGUUUUGCAUACAGAUGUGGACAUGAAAUAAAAAGGAAAUGCAUCAAAGGACCGGAUGGAAUGGAAACGUUGCAAUAUAAACCUGAUGGAAUUUGGGAUUUAUUAAUAAUACCUGCACUACUAGUAAUAGCAUCGGUGGUUUAUGUUAUUUGGACAAACAGGCCAAGCGGUAAUAAAGAAGUAGUUAAGCAAUGGAUGGAGAGUUCUUUAACUAAAAAGAAACCCCAACCCAUACCUGAAUCGAAGGAAAACCUUGAAAAUUCGCUGUGUGUCGUUUGUUUUGGAUAUGGAUCUGAUAAACAGAAGUAUGUACAUUUGGCCUCUGAGUUGAUGGGCUCUGGGUUCUCUCUACAAAUGAAGAAAGUUGUAGUCAAUUCUACAGAAAGUCUGGAUACUCUGCCCCCAUCUAAGGUUAUUCUUAUGUUUGUGGAUUACAACGAAAGGAACCUAAUCAUAGAGGAAGAACAGGGAGGUUUGAAAAGAGAAACUCUAUUGAUGCUACAAGGAACUGGUGCUGAGGUAACUGUCGUUUACUGUUAUGAGCUUUCUUCUAAGCAUCUUGAUGAAGGACGUCUUUUUGCGCAGAAGUUGACUGUCGUUGAAAGAAUGAAAGAACUCAGAGAACUGCGUGACAGGAACUCCAUAUUUAGUAUCUACAACACAUUCAACCCGACACAGAAAGAAGUCUUCCGCUCUAAGCUGAAAAAUUCUUGUUAGCACGCUAUUCUAUAUAUAACAAUAAAACAUCGCCGGGAA
Saccostrea cuccullata (small rock oyster) is the source of this 2820-nucleotide messenger RNA. RefSeq lists its product as uncharacterized. The record is from RefSeq and is a predicted model, not a curated record. The transcript has 7 exons. Bases 1225 to 2781 code for a protein of 518 amino acids. NCBI's taxonomy places the organism in Eukaryota, Metazoa, Mollusca, Bivalvia, Ostreida, Ostreidae.